AUGGACAUUUACAAGUAUCAAAUAAUUAUUCAUGAUGAGUACUAUAAGUGCAAUCAGUUCCCGGAGUCCACCUCCUAUUACUAUCAUAAAACCACUUCAUUGUUGUUUUUGCAAGACGACGCUUUACUUUUCAGUAUUUAUAGAAGUAUCGAUGCAGUCAUCUCGAAGAUAAUUCCAUGUAUUCUAUUUCCAAUUUUAACAUUCCUUCUGAUACUUGAAAUCAGAAAACAAAGAAUUAAUCGGGAGAAAUUAAAGAGCUCAUUUGCACCAAAGGAAUCUAAACACACUACCAAAUUUGUGUUGUUCUUAACACUCCCAUUUUUCUUGGCAGAACUUCCACUUGGUAUCAUUUUUAUGAUAAGUCCUCCACUCUGGAAUCAAAUUGGGUCAUAUCUCCUUAUGGAGGGACUCGAGAACUUCUUCUCAUUUAUUCUAUCCGGAACAACUACGCUUCAUAUGGUCGUCUGUAUAUUUAUGUCAUCUCAGUAUCGAAAGGUUGCAUGGUCAACUAUUCGAUUUGGUUACGUGUUGGAAGAGCAGCAGAAUAAGCCGAUAUUUGUGCAAAGGAUGUUGACAGUGUGA
Molecule: messenger RNA, 582 nt
Organism: Caenorhabditis remanei
Lineage: Eukaryota; Metazoa; Nematoda; Chromadorea; Rhabditida; Rhabditidae
Exons: 3
Coding region: 1-582 (193 amino acids)
Cellular component (GO): membrane
Molecular function (GO): G protein-coupled peptide receptor activity
Source: RefSeq, a predicted model, not a curated record